UGAAUGUGAUAGGUCAUGACAGUGGGGAGUGAACAGCUCCUUAAAUCAGGCUUGAGUGUAGCUCUUCUAGAGAGAGUUCUUCUGUGAUGGUCCUUCGGAAUCCUAGUGAAUUUAAGAGUCUGUCCUUUCUCCAUCCCCCCUGCUCUCUGUCUUUCUUUACCCACGGUACCCCCACCCUACCCCCUUGUAGACGCAGAAGAAAGUUUUUACCCAGGAUGAGCCCCAUGUUGAUGUAGGCAUCACCUCCCCUCCCAUCUGGGCAGGAGCCCAGAAAGGAGCAAAGGAGGGGGGGGGGAUGUGAAGGUAGGAUCGCUUAGAUCUCUGUUUUAAGGAUUCUGAGGUCGGGCCACUCAAGGGCCAGCCAAGAGUAUUGGUUCUGGACACAAGCAGAUCAAGCUUUUACCUCCUCCGUCAACCUCUUAAUACUCAAUGAGGUCACUGCAAUGAGAAAGAAUCAGAUCAAGAGAGAGGGGGAGGAAGAGGACGACGACGAGGGAGAAGAAACCCAGACGGAAAAAGGCCAUCAGACAAGGUCGCUUUUUUUGGCGACACAGCAUUUGCGAGGAGCGUGGUGCUGAAUAUCAUCCGCCCGCUCAGCGUGGGGACCAACGGACUCGUAGAAGCACUUUGCGUUACCACGAAAACAAAGGAAAGAAGACGAGGGAGAAGAGGGGAGAGAAGCUGUGAGCAGUUCCGCUUUGGAUCUCAGGGAAGCCAAGCUCAUAUACUUGGCAAGGAAAGGAAGGGGAGCCUGAAAGGUCUGGGAAGCUAAGGAGGGAGCGGCGUUUCCCUGCGGAGACUUGGAACGCGGCAGAACUCUGGACAGCGCCUCCGAGCCGGGCUCCGAGCUCCGAUGGCUCCUCCAGGUUUCCGGCUCCUUAUUUGAAAGCCGUUCUACCGGUGUAAUUUCCUCUCCUGGAUUCCAAACACCGAACCGGGAAAAUCCUUCUACGAAUCCUGUCUGAACGUGCCAGGGGGUGGAGUGACUCUUUGCCUCUAGCCCGGUCAGGGAAGAGGAUCUCGGUUCUGGAAAUCCAGUCCUUGUGGAUAAUGCUUCGCUGGUGAAGAAAGAAAAGUUUUGGGGUCUGGUAGGGGGCAAAAGGGGUAAGGAGGAUAGUGGAAGAAAGAAGGUGGAUGGUUGGUUUCCCUCUCUGAUCUGAAAGGAAUGAUGACCGAGGAAGGAUGUGCACCAGCGGCCAGAUUAUUGGGAGCCUCUUGGUGCUCUCUGUGCUGGAGAUAGGGCUGGGGGUGUCCAGCGUGGCCGUGGGGGCGGUCAGCUUCAGCCUGGCCCUCCGAGAGCACAAACCGCAGCUUGGAGACUCGUCCCCGGUAUGGAGCGGGGUGUGUUUUCUUCUUUGUGGCAUAUGUGGGAUAUUGUGCGCCAAAAAAAAAUCUGGACUUGUCAUGAUCCUCUUUUCUGCCUGCUGCAUCUGUGGACUCAUUGGGGGCAUCCUGAAUUUUCAGUUCCUACGGGCCGUGACAAAGAAGACUUCUCCCCUUUACCCCCUGCAUCUCGCUUCCAUGUCUCUUGCCUGCAUUGGGAUUGGGGGCUGCACCCUCUCUUCCUGGCUCACCUGCCGGCUUGCCAGCUAUGAACAGAGGAGGAUGUUCUCAGAAAGGGAGCAUUCUCUGCACCACUCUCAUGAAAUGGCUGAGAAAAGAUUGAGGGCUAUUGAAAUAACCGACUUGCCCAGCUGCCCGGUGGUGCCCCCGACACCAGAGUUACCUACAAGGAAAUGACAGACAACAUGAGCAAUGGAGGACCACAACUGAUAUUUAAUGGAAGAGUAUAAUCAAUGUUUUAAAGAAUUGAACAUUUUUUAGGAUUUUCAUGAGGCAAAGAAAUACCAAAGGAUUAGUAGAUAAAGGCAAAAAAAGCCCUUGAAUUUGCUGUUAUCUUUCCUGAGCUCUCACUAAAAUUAUUCUUUCUCAAUUUUGCCUCACGUUAUUUCUUCAGCUUUUUUUUUUACUGGGUGUAAAACUUUCCAGAAAUAUUCUAGUACAGUAAUUUCAAUCAACUUUCCAGAUUGUUCUAAAAAAGACUUUUUUGGGGAAAAAAAGUAUAGCUAAAACAGAAAGAUUCAUAUUCUAUACAAACACUAUCUGACUAGCAUGGGUGUUAGAUUUGUAAUGACAUAUUUCAUAUAAGUAACCAAAAACUAUAAAUAUCGGGAAAUAACAAUAACUUUUUGAUGUUUUUGUUCUGAAAGACGAUGGCUUCAAAGAAUGCCACAAUUCAAAUCCUCAGCAAUGCUUUGUAAAGACAUUGUAAUUAUUUUCAAUUUGUGAAUGAACUAUAUAUUUCAUAAUUUCUUUGUAAAUUACCAAAAAGCCUAAAAUAUAAAAAGAGGUGGGUUUUUUUUCAGAGAGACGGUGUUAGUCUGUGUGAAAGUUUUGCAUUUUUACAUAAGAGCAAAAAGUUGUAAAUGAAUAUCAUUUAAGGAAAGUCAGUAGGUUUUGAUUAUAGUGUGCAGAUUAAUAGGCAUGUUCAUGAAUGAGCCUAAGAAUACAAUAAAGUGUGUGUGUGUGUGUGUGUGUGUAUACUGUAAAUAUAGAAAAUAUACAGAGGACAUAUUUAUAGCAUUCAUGAAUGUAAAUAGGUAGUAGAAAAGAAUUUGUGAUGCUGUGGGGGUACUAGCAAUGUUCUAUUCCUACAGAAAUGGGAAAGCAAUUGUUCAAGGCUUUGCUAUGCCCACAGUCACAUUUAAUUUCUACUAAAUGUUUUCAUUUUUAUUCCUUUUAUUAUGUCUGCUGUAUGUAAAUAUCAUUGUGGCUGAUAUUUAUAGAGUUAAGUGAUCUGAAUAGUGGAGUAUGUAGAUUGCUUCAUUAUUUGGCUAUUUUACUAUUAUUAUGGUAUUUAUGUAAGAAUAAUCAUUAAUAUUGAUUUAUAAACAUAACUUUAAUUCAAAUACAUCUACAGUUAUAAAUAUGGACAUAACGAUGUGAUUAUUCAUGAUGUUAUAUUUCAAAUACUUUACUGCCCAAUAAAUUAUAUAAAAAGACAGAUGAUGUAUGCCCAGAAGAUUAAGUUACAAUUAGCUUUGUUAGAAUUUAUUUAGAUUUUUUGUUUUGUUUUACAAUUCACACGGAAAAAUACAGACAACUAUUUUAAGAAGGCUUAUAUUCAAAGAACCUGAAAAAGUUCUCUGUAGAAGGAAAUUAAAAGAUAGGCUUACAUUUAUAUUGCCAGAUUCAGUCCUUCUCUUCCAUAACAGAAUGCUAAAAAAAUAGCAGUGUAUGACACUAUGUAUAGGUGAAAAAAUAGCAUGGUCAUUGAAAACAGUUGUGAGAAUAUAACCUGUGGAAACAGAUAAAGAAAUAUAUUUUUUCACUGCACCUGCGACAUGUGGAAUUUCCCAGACCAGGGAUCGAAUCUGAGCCACAACUGUGACCUAUGCCACAGCUGUGGCAAUGACAGAUCCUUAACUUGCACCACAGUGGGAACUCAAAGAAAUCUAAUAUUUGAAAAUAUAUAACUCUCACUGUAUUACCUACUUUUAUUUUUCCCCAAAGAUAAUCAAUUCUCAAGUCAUUUUUUAUGAGUUACUUAGUGAAUCCUAUUUAAAAUAGCUUAUUAAAAAAUCUGGCUGUAUAUGUUAAAAGGAAAUGACUGGACCAUGGUUUUUUUGGUGUAGUUUUUGAAGUUCCCCAACUCAUAUAAGUAACUUCAUUAUCCAGUAGAUUACAGAAGUUGCCCAUAAAUGCAGCCUCAAAUAAUGAUUCAACAUCAUUGCUCUAUACGUGAUGCCAUGAUUAGGCAUGAUUUUUGUCACUGAAAAUCUAAACUAUACAAUGUAGGUAUUUUGCGUGUAUGGUUCUACUGAAUUUAUGCAAGGAUGUAGUUUUAUACUGAAAGAAUAAGUACCAACUCUAAUUUUAGGUGGCAUUUCUUUGUAGACAUGUUUAUACAAUACAAAGUUACAAUAGAUUUAUAAGAUGUUUUAAUGCCUUUUGAAAUAAUAUGAAAUCACCCAUUAAAGGACAAAAAUAGGCAUAUCACUGCUUUGACAUAGAGUUAAGGAGAGAUGACAUUAUCACAAUUAUCCAAGUAGUCUACAGUGCACUUAACAAGUAUAGAUAUAUCUUUAAUUAUUUUAACCCAGCAUUUUCAGGACUCAGUUAUUUAGAGUGAUUUAUUUGGGAUGUGUAGUGAGUCUUUUUGAGAUAAGCAGGGGAAGUCAGGAAGACAUUGUUUAAGUACUUGGAACAUUGUUUAAGUACUUGGAAAUCUAUUGUUCAUAAAGCACUGAACUAUGAACUAGACUAUUUUAAGUGACUACAGUUUUAGUAGAAGCUUACCCUUGGGAAAAAAGUAAUGUGGUACUAAAUUAGAAAAAAUUAUGUGAAACUAACGUGGUGGUGUGCUAUAGAGAUUAACUACAUAAAGGUGCACUAAUUAUAAGCAUAAAAGAAUAAAAGUGGACUCUGCUUUAAAAAUUUUCAACAUAUGUGUGUGUAUGCACACACAUACAUAUAUAUACAAUUGUUUAGAAGUGGAACAUGAUAUGAUAACUCUAUUGAUAUGUCUAUGUAAUAAAAUGGUGUGCUUCAAAACUACAUAUGGUGUGAGCCUUCUUUCCAUCAUGAUACAGAAAAAUAUUUCCCCUGAUAACUAAGUGGAUAAAUGUGCAGUUCUGAGACUGGCAGGGGAGAGGAUGUUGUGAAUGAGGUGGCAAAUAUAGUCCCAGCUACAGGAUAUGGAAUUAAGAAAGAGCAUUAUUUGAGAAAAGAAAGAUUAAAGUAUGUUCCAAUAUAGACAGGAAGUGAUUGAAGAUAUAAGACAAAGUUAGCAUAUGAAGGAGCUGAGAUCCCCAAAGAGGAAGGCAGAUAUAAGACACAGAUCAUACAAGACAGAAUUAACUAGAGAUAGGACUGAGAUUGCAGAUCUCACAGAUGAAACCUUUACAUGAAAUAUGUAGAGAACUCUGCUGACCUAUUUGGAUUUAUCAGAUUGGCUGUUACUGGAUUAUGGGGUGGACAAUAAUUCAUUGUGCAGACUGUACUAUACAGUUCAGGCCCCACCCACUAAAUACCAAGAGGACAAUGCAGUUGUAACAACCCAAAAUAUCCUAACCAAUUUUCACCUCUUUGGUAGAGAAUAAUUUCCCCCUAAUUUAGAACGAUUGAGGAAAACCCUUGAUCAUGAUCCAGAGCAACCGAUAUUAGUGCUAUCCACAAGUAUAGACUUUAGUUGCUUAGGGUCAUAAAUCCACUGUUCUAGGGUCUACUACCUUUUCUGAUACAGUGGCCACAAUCCUAUCCACAUGUGACUAUUUAAAUUUAAUUUUU
Sus scrofa (pig) is the source of this 5289-nucleotide messenger RNA. RefSeq names its product transmembrane protein 196 (gene TMEM196). NCBI's taxonomy places the organism in Eukaryota, Metazoa, Chordata, Mammalia, Artiodactyla, Suidae. The record is from RefSeq and is a predicted model, not a curated record.